Echinops telfairi (small Madagascar hedgehog) is the source of this 3144-nucleotide messenger RNA. RefSeq names its product nitrilase family member 2 (gene NIT2). Lineage: Eukaryota; Metazoa; Chordata; Mammalia; Afrosoricida; Tenrecidae. Gene Ontology annotation, cellular component: mitochondrion. The coding region runs from base 51 to 902 and encodes 283 amino acids. Gene Ontology annotation, molecular function: omega-amidase activity. The record is from RefSeq and is a predicted model, not a curated record. The transcript has 10 exons. Gene Ontology annotation, biological process: L-glutamine metabolic process; oxaloacetate metabolic process.
CCGCUGCCCUGCUGUCGUCCGCCGAGAUCUCAGCUUUGUCCUCGAGGCCCAUGGUGCUGCCUGCGAGAACCAUGGCCACCUUCCGCUUGGCCCUCGUCCAGCUUCAAGUUUCUUCUAUCAAAUCAGAUAACCUCACUCGAGCUUGUGGCCUUGUCCGAGAGGCAGCAGCACAAGGAGCCAAAAUCGUUUCUCUGCCGGAAUGUUUUAAUUCUCCAUAUGGUACAACAUAUUUUCCUGAAUAUGCAGAGAAAAUUCCUGGAGAAUCCACACAGAAGCUUUCUGAAGUAGCAAAGGAGUGCAGCAUCUAUCUCAUUGGAGGUUCCAUUCCUGAAGCAGAUGAAGGGAAAUUAUAUAACACAUGUGCUGUGUUUGGGCCUGAUGGAAAUUUGUUGGUAAAACACAGAAAGAUCCACCUGUUUGACAUUGAUGUUCCUGGAAAAAUUACCUUUCAAGAAUCUAAAACAUUGAGUCCUGGUGAUAGUUUCUCCACGUUUGAUACGCCGUUCUGCAAAGUGGGCCUGGGCAUCUGCUACGACAUGCGGUUCGCAGAGCUCGCACAAAUCUACGCACAGAGAGGCUGCCAGCUGCUGGUAUACCCUGGUGCUUUUAAUUUGACCACUGGACCAGCCCACUGGGAGUUGCUUCAGCGAGGCCGGGCUGUUGAUAAUCAGGUGUACGUGGCCACAGCAUCUCCUGCCCGGGAUGACAAAGCCUCCUAUGUGGCUUGGGGACACAGCACUGUAGUGAAUCCAUGGGGGGAGGUCGUAGCCAAAGCUGGCAGUGAAGAAGCGGUCGUGUACUCAGACAUCGAUCUGAAGAAGCUGGCUGAAGUACGCCAGCAGAUCCCCAUUUUAAGCCAGAAGCGACUGGACCUUUAUGCGGUAGAGGCGAAAAAGCUGUAGUGUUUGGUUUCCAACAUGCCGUAGAACAGAAUGUGAUGCUGCAGCGUGCUGAAGCUCUCUGCUAACUCUGUCACUCUCCCCCUCUUUAAACAUCUCCUCCUUUCUUCCCUGGGAGCUUUCUGAUGAUGUGAUGGCAUCAACCCCCAAACCCAAUGCCGUCAAGUAAUUCCAACUCAUAACAAGUCAAUACGACAGGGCAGGACGGCCAUGUGGGCUUCUGAGGCUGUAAUCAUUACAGAAUUCAACUACCAUGCCCUUCUCCCACACAACUCAACUGAUGCAGCAAAACACUAACAUUUUGAUUAGCAGCCAGUUACUUAGCCACUGUGUCACCAGGGUUCCUUUGAUAGAGUAUCAGCAUAUAUUAAAUAGUUACAUUUAUAGUCACAUUCAAAGAGUCAGGCUGGCAUUGAAGAGUGAGAGGAGCGAGGCUGCCUCUAAACGUCCAUACCUCAGUUGCCUCAAAGCAGUAGGUGAAAGUAGCAGACCUUGGCGUCCUGGUGGCUGAUUCCUCAUAAACAGCUCUCUGUGUAUCAGGAAUCUGUCCCAGGCCUUGCUGGAGUCAGAACCCAUCACCCGAAAAACUUGGUCUGAUGCCACUCUUUCCAGCAGUACCUUUUUUACCCAUGGAGCCAAAAGGAUGGGUCCUUGGUGCAGGCCAGAGGAAGGGGCAGCCCACUCCCCCAGUAUCCAUUGGGGCUCUGAAAAUUUGAAAAGGACUAAUGAUUCCACUCCAUUCUCUCCUGGUGCUGGGGGAGGAGCUUGGGGGAGAAAGGCGGUGGUAGCACGGGGGAAGGCAGCUAGCUGUGACUGAAUGCCUGCAGAAGACUUGCUGGAGAGGGGUGAGUGUUAGAGGAGUCCAUCGUUUGCUGCUGUCCUCCCCUGUGACAUCUCUCAGCCCCACAGAGAGAGGCAAGGUCUUAACCUUUCUAGCACUCCUCUCCAUUAGCAGUUCUUGAACUUGUUAGUGUCGGGAUUCUUCUGUGCUGCUGUUCAAAACUAAGAAGUCCCUCAGCAAAAAGAUAAGGGCAGACCUAAAAAUUAAGGGCCCCAACUAACUGUUGUUUAUGUGCAUCAUAGCUAGCAGUGUUUAACAGCCAGUUGUCCAAGAAAAUAUCCUGACUUCUAGUAGCGUAUGCCAGUUUCCAUGGUGUAAAUACUUCCAUUAUAAUCAACUUUAGGUUAUUAAAAUGACAUCUUUGAGCCCAGCGCCGAAUCCCCGGCCCACGGUGGGGCAUGGGAAAUGUGGCGUACGGAAGACCCAAAAAAAAAAAGAGAGAAAAAAAAAAAUGACAUCUUUAAGAAUGGACAUUUGAAUAGAUGCCUAUAGUCGACUCUUGUGAGCUGAUGGAAUUCUGCUCUUCUAACAUUAAUCAUGGUUUCAUUUUCAGAUAUCUGCCAUAUUGGGAAGUAAAAUGUCAUAUCUGUGCACACAUCAUUCGAUUCAAGCCUGGUGAUGAGAUCAGGUGUCAUUUAAUCUCUGGAGAACAGCAUUAGAUCUGUGUGAUCAUUAGAGAAUUUUAAAAAACAAAACAAAUGGGGGGAGGAAAUGCAUGAAUCCAUACUGUAUGACCUCAACCCCCAAAAAUUGUAUGCUCAGUCAUUUAUAUACGUGCAUAGGGUAUAGAAAGAUGUCAAACUGUACGAAAUCAUCAAAAUGAUUCUGGAUGCCUUUUGUGUUCUUUGCUUUUUGCUCCUUGCUUUUCAAUUUUUUUAUAAUACACAAAAAGCUUGAAGUUAAAAAAAGUGAUUUUAAAAACUUGCAUGGAGUCCCCAUCGCCUGUGAAUAAAGUUAACUUGCUGACACCUAAAAAAAAACAACAAAAAACAAAACAAAACAAAUGACUUACUUUUUACCGCAUGUUCAGUUUGGUAAAGUUUGACUUCUGUAUACAUCCAUGAAACCAGUGCAUGCAAGAUAACGAACACAGCCCCCGGCCCCCAACGUUUCUGUGUGUUCCCUCCGCUCCUCUCAUCCCGUCACUGGUCUGCUUUGUCCUUGUAGAUCAGGUUGCGCUUUCUAGAAUCAUGCAUAACUGGCAUCGAAUGUGCAACUGACAGUGCGUGCUCUUCAUCUGCCUUCAGCCUCACGACUUGGAAAUUCAACUACAUUGUGUGCAUUUACACCUUUUUUAUUACUAAUCGGUGUCCGGUUCAAUGGAUACAUCCCAUUUUGUUUACCAGUUCACAUUGCGUUGUUUCCAAAUUUCGGCAUUACAAAUAAAGCUAUUAGAGCAGUUGA